AUGUCUCCUCAGACUUCUGGCGUCACUGGACGUCCAAUUACCUUCAACAACUUCCCCCCAGAAAUCAUCCAGUGUAUCAUCGACAAAAUACUGGAUGAAAAUAGCCUCCACAUAGAGCAGAGCUGGGAAUGGGACUAUUGGUCUGAGCCUGAACCCGAGCACAACCCUCUUCAGGUGUACGUGGAUGCUCUCAACCUUGCAGCGACCUGUAAGGACAUCCGCAGGCUGGUGACGAAGCAAAUCUAUACUAGAGAUAUGAGGGAAAACCAGUCGGCAGCCCUGCUAAUGUCGGCCAAGCGUGGUGAAAUUGCUGGCGUCAUGCAGGCCCUUGAUGCAGGAGCUAACAUCCACUCUGAUGAUGCGACGGAGGCAGUCACCUACUACACCACCGGACCAAAUGCUGUCAAGACUGGCCAUAGGGUUCCCUUGCACCUUGACAACCAAGUAACUGCCAUUCACUGGGCCGCUUUCAAUGGACACAAGGACAUUGUGUCUCUGCUCCUGAAUCACGAGGCCAACAUCAACCAUAGGGUCCGCAUCGAUGCUCGUGAGGGGUUUACUCUCCCGAUGUUGCCGGCUGAUCAGCCGGACCAGGAUUGUUCUGUCAUAGAUUAUUACCCCUUCACUUUCGCCAACAGGGCUCUGGCGAAUAAUGCGUUCUUAGGGUUGAGAUUUUUGGGAUCUCCGCGAGCCGUCGACAACCAAUAUCGAUUCAUGAAGUUAGAGCAAGGUGCAAAUCCUUUAUACUUUGCUGUGGAGGGCGGCAACAUUGAGAUUGCAGAAUAUCUCAUCUCGGCUGGUGCUGAUUUUACGACCCAUACUGGGACAGGACUCAACGCUCUUCAUCAGGCAGUGAGCAACGGAGACGUAAGCAUGGCAAAGUGCCUACUUAUGGAGGGGAUCGAUCCGAAUAGUACAGACCCCUUUGGAAAGACUCCUCUCCACUUCAUAAACAGCUCCUUAGACGGCAUGGUGCAUCCGGCAGUCAAGUUGAUCAAGACCCUUGUGGACCAUGGAGCUGACAUCAACAGAUGGGACCGUCUUGGUAACACACCGCUCAUCACUUAUCUGCAAGAGGUUGAGCGGAAUGAUUCUGUCAUAGCAGAGUUUAUUCGACAGGGAGCCCAUAUAUACCAAGGCUUCUAUCAUGGCCUCGAAGUGCCUCCCAAUGAACUCAGCCAGGAGAUCUAUAGCGCCAUGACAUAUAUUGGAUUUGUUGGCCCAGGCUGCGAGCCUGUCCCCCUACCACCUAAUCACCAUGCUGGGCUGCUGUGGUCUCAGACCCGAGAGGCCAUCUAUCGCCAUUUCUAUAGGCUCAUUCACCAGACAGACACUGUGCCAGAAAGAUUGGCAGGAUUCUCGCCCAGACAAUGGCAGGAGUACUGGGAGAAGCGCCCAUUUGUCUAUGUGGACGCUCCGUUGUUGGGAAAUCUGAUACAUAGCAGUCUAGACGAUUGA
Molecule: messenger RNA, 1458 nt
Organism: Fusarium subglutinans
Lineage: Eukaryota; Fungi; Ascomycota; Sordariomycetes; Hypocreales; Nectriaceae
Exons: 1
Coding region: 1-1458 (485 amino acids)
Molecular function (GO): protein binding
Source: RefSeq, a predicted model, not a curated record